AUGGCGCCGGCAGCAUCGAGACCGUCACCCCGAGCGCGCGAGGGAGGAAGGCUUGCCGAUAGCCGUAAGCCAGGGGAGCUGAUACGGCAGGAGCAAGAAGCGGGGAUUGCGCCCGUGCCUGCGGAUCUGAACCAUAGGCACGCGAGAGGCUUGGGGGGCUUGCCGACGAGUGGAGCUGCGGCCGCAGCGGCGGGUGUUACUGCUUCCGCUACCCAUGGUGACGAUAGCGGCGAGGCGGGCGAGGCGGGCGAGGGGCAGGGACUUGCUGAUGGUGCGGAGGUGGAGGAACCGGUGCAUGCGAGAGGGCCGAGCGUUAUUGGGAUGGAGGACAUGGGUCCACAGACGCCGGGGAGCGGAUUGCAGGGGGGCAUACAGCUUGAGGGUCCGAUGGGGAUGCGGAGAGAGGAGCCUGAGGGUUUGGUGGAGACUGGCGAUGAGGGUAAGAAGGAUGGCGCGAGCAAGGAGCAGACGCAUGGAGAGACUGAUGAAGCGAAGGAUAGCGAUAAGAAGGCUGUCACGGCGGACCCGGACGGUGUGGUCGAGGGAGAAAAGGGAAAAGGUGAGACAGGUGUGGAAAAGGGGAGUGAUGCUGUUGAUGGAACGACUUUAUGA
Molecule: messenger RNA, 612 nt
Organism: Bacidia gigantensis
Lineage: Eukaryota; Fungi; Ascomycota; Lecanoromycetes; Lecanorales; Ramalinaceae
Exons: 2
Coding region: 1-612 (203 amino acids)
Source: RefSeq, a predicted model, not a curated record